Messenger RNA from Rotaria sp. Silwood1, 663 nucleotides. Lineage: Eukaryota; Metazoa; Rotifera; Eurotatoria; Philodinida; Philodinidae. The record is from the annotation of a GenBank genome assembly.
AUGGCGUGUUCAGAAGCCACAAGUGAAUUAUGCACUGAUGAAUUUUAUCGUUUGGCAAAAGAUUUUCAUUGUUCAUAUGGAAAUGGAGGCGACAGUUUUCUUCACUAUCCGGUUUGGAUUAAUGAAUCAAUGAAAUUAAAUGAAUGUCGAGAAAGACUAGUUCAAGCAUUACACAAACACAAUGAUCAAAGACAAAAUCAUCAACAUGAACCGUCACCAGUUGAAGAUAUUAUCGAUCCCGAUCUACUAGUAUGCCGUCCAUCACAGUUUGAUCGUGAGAUAUGGAUUAAAAAGCGUGUUAAGGGAUACAAAGACGUUGAUUAUGAUCGGUAUGAUGAUGAUGAUGAAAAACUAGAAAAGAAAGCGACAGUUGAAUUAGAUAAGGAAAUUACUGAACAUGUUAAACUUCGUAGUACAUACCAAUGGAUGCCUGCUAUCUUUCAAAUUGAUCAAAAUAGUCAUGUCACAAUUACAACACCUAUUCCCCAAUUAGAAAAAACAUCUGAAAAUGAACAACUUUACCGAGACAUUGCACAGGUGUUUGAAGCGAUGUUACCAGCAUUUCGAAAGGCAGAAAUAGUUGGUUCUGAAGCUACAGCAGGAAAUAGUCUUCAAGUUAUUGUGAAAGCUCAAAGUUAUAAUUUAAAAUCAGAUCCGCAAUAA